This is a messenger RNA of Diorhabda carinulata, 3424 nucleotides long. It is a transcript of the gene Pur-alpha, whose product is annotated as transcriptional activator protein Pur-beta. Gene Ontology annotation, biological process: regulation of transcription by RNA polymerase II. Bases 297 to 1139 code for a protein of 280 amino acids. The record is from RefSeq and is a predicted model, not a curated record. Gene Ontology annotation, cellular component: nucleus. NCBI's taxonomy places the organism in Eukaryota, Metazoa, Arthropoda, Insecta, Coleoptera, Chrysomelidae. Gene Ontology annotation, molecular function: purine-rich negative regulatory element binding; DNA-binding transcription factor activity, RNA polymerase II-specific; RNA polymerase II transcription regulatory region sequence-specific DNA binding. The transcript has 7 exons.
AAUCACUAAAUAUUACUUCCUAAACAGAACGUUUUUCUAUUUCUUUUUUUAAAUUUUUAUUAUAUAGAGAAAAUUUGAAAAUCAUUUUAAAACCAAGUAUAAUUUAUAAGUAUUUAAUAUGCUUAGUUUAGUAAGCAAUACAUCAAUGUUAAUUGAAUUAUUGAAUAUUGAAUGAACAAUUUCUCAAGGAAAAAGUGAUUUCAGCGGACGGAUCUGGAUUCGAUGUAAAUGUCAGAAAUUUUAGUAACAUUUCAUGUUUUCCUAAAUAGUGAAGGCUGUGUGUGUGUUGGGUUGCGAUGUCGGAUAUAGGAAGUGGUGAUGAAGGUUCAAGCUCGCAAAAAUACCAUCAGGGCAUGGAGCAGGGAAGUGAAUAUGAUUCAGGCCAGCAGCAGAUGGAGCAAGAACUCGCAACCAAAAUGUUGCAGAUUCAGAGUAAGCGAUUCUACUUAGAUGUGAAACAAAAUCGUAGAGGACGUUUCAUUAAGGUUGCAGAGAUUGGUGCAGAUGGACGACGUUCCCAAAUAUUCCUUGCCCUAUCAACUGCUGCCGAGUUUAGAGAUCAUCUUUCUGCAUUUAGCGACUUCUACUCUUCUUUGGGUCCACCAAACCCAGACAAUGUUCCCGAAGAUGGCAAACUAAAAAGUGAAAUGAUGAUUAAAGACAAUCGUCGUUACUACUUGGACUUGAAAGAGAAUUCUAGAGGACGUUUUUUGCGGGUUUCCCAAAUGAUUGCUAGGGGAGGACCUCGUAGCCAAGUCGCCAUUCCGGCUCAGGGUAUGAUCGAAUUCCGGGAUGCUCUAACUGACUUAUUGGAUGAAUACAGUACUGACGAGCAUGCUUAUAAACCCGAUUUACCAGAAGGCAGACACAUGCAUGUCGACAACAAAAAUUUCUAUUUUGAUAUAGGUCAAAAUAACCGCGGAGUUUACAUGCGUAUCUCUGAGGUAAAAACAAAUUUCCGAACAGCUAUUACUGUACCUGAAAAGAGUUGGCAAAGGUUCAGAGAUAUAUUGAGUGAUUACUGCGAUAAGAUCAAGCAACCUUCUCAAGGUUCUGGCGGGGGUAUUUCCUCCCAAGAUCAACCACAUUCUUUGGUUGGCAAUAACACCCAGCAGGAUUCCGGGACAAGUUUAAAGUAGGCUAGUUGCCCAUUUUAGACUAAUAGAUUUAUUAAUAUAACAAAUUAAAAAAUUGGAUAGGAACAGCAGUCGAUUUUUUGACCAUAAAAAAAUGAAAUUCUCCCCCACUUUACAAUUACUAAAUUUGUGAUUUUUGAAUGAUGGCUGAGAAAUCGACCACUGUCUAAAAUAUUGAUCAGUUCAAGGAGUUGGUUUUUUUUUUGAUCAGUGUUAAGUAACACUAUAAAUGUUAGAUUCUCUAUUAUAUGUUAAAAAAUGAUACUAAAUUAUUUAUUUAGUUGUUUUAAGUUGUUACAGUAGUGAUGUUUUGGCUUUUGAGUAAACCGUAGUCGGAGUACCAAGCAUAUCAUAACUGCUUAAUGUUUUUAAGUGGAGAUAGGAAUAGUAAUAAUUUGCAGCUACAAAUUUGAUUUAUUUUAUAGAAUAUAAAAAUAUAUACAGAGAUGUAGCUAUUUUUGAAACAGGUUAGUUGCACGCAACAACUGGUCUCACGUUAAUAACGUGUGUAAGUUAUUCACAACAAUGGCAACUCUUUGAGAUACUCCGACUAUAAAUAUACUGUUGUGAUGUAACUGACUCAAAAUUAAUAUUGGGCACAGAAUAACCUAAAAUUUCUAUUGAAUAUGCAUAAAAUGAAGAAUUUUAUUAUAUAUAGAAACUAUAUAAAAGCCAUAAGAAUUGUUUCUUAUUGGUAAAAAAUUUGGUGCUACAUAAUAAUUUUAUUUAAAAUUGGAAAGACAAUUCACGUUCUGUCAAAUUUAAAAUUAGAUUUAUUUAUGAUUUGGUUGAAAAUAUUUUAUAUGAAACAUAUAGAAUUUUUAUUUGAUUAAACACUUUUAAUACUUAAAGUUUAUUAUAUGUAGUUAGGAUUUGUACUCAAUUUUUUAACUCGCUCAUAAGGUUUAUACAAAAAACCUUUUCCUAUCUCUAUUUUAGUCAUACAUUUGUAAAAUGCAUCUCUAAAGACCUUUAUUAAUAAUAAAGAUGCCUACUGCCAUAAUUAUAGUAUUUUUAGAAGUUGACUUGAAUAAUUUAUUCAUCUUGAAGAAACUUGACUAUUGUUUAUUCAAAAGAUUUAUUUAAUUUCAAAGGUUUGAUGGGCACCACUUUUUUGUGAUUUUCAAAAUAUUGUGGUCUUGUAUUCUGUGAUUAUUUUAUCUUAACGAAUAAAAAGCUUUAUAUUUUCAUUAGAUCGAUAUGUAAGCACUUUUGUUAUAUUGAAAAAAAAUUAAAAACAAUCUUAAUGUUUGCUUCUCUGAAUGUUUUUUAAAAUUUAUUCAAGAUGAUUUAUCCCAUCUUAUCAUCCAAGUCAAAUGCAAUUAACUCAACUAACAAUUAUGCACAUAAGCUAGAAGCAGACCUUAAUUAUAUUAGUUUGGCCCAGUUAUUUUCCAAAAUUUCACUUUUGUUGCCACUUACCAGGAAGCUUCAGGAGAAGCAAAAAUAUAAAAUAUCGCUCUAGUAGAUUAUUUCAAGAGUGGGUCCUUUGCAUUUUAAAUUCAUCUGUAAGCUGUAGAUCAUCCAGUGACAAAGAUUGCUCUGAUUGGGGCACAGUAGACCUUACGUUACAGUGUAAGUUGUCCCCUAUAUAGAAUCUAAUGUAUCAUCACCUUUUAAGAGCAGUAUCACUUCAAGGAUAAAGCUAGAUCCUCACACCUGCAGGUUUCUUGUUGAAAGCAAUUUUUGUAUAUGCUUACAUAGGUGAAGCAGUAUAGAACUAGCUGAAUUUGCUUUUCAUCUUUCUCUAUGCAGAAUCUACACUUGUUAGUUUUUGCUAAACUUAAUUCCAUCAUUUGCUUCUUGUGGAGGCAACGGCCUGUGAUAAAAUCUGUAAGGAGAUAUAGCUUGUUUUUGCUUAAAUCCAAAUACUUUUUUGGAAUCAGGUCAAAUUCAGUUACCAUUUUAGAUUCAUGGGACUGUAGGUACAAAAACUCAGAAUUAUACUGUAAUAUGUAUUAUGACUUAUUAAAAUUAAUAGUAAGCAUGAAUACAUUCCACAAAUUCAGGAUAAUAAGAAAUAUACAGAGAAAUAUACCUAAUGAGUAUCAAGAAACUGUAAAUCCAUUUAUAAGCAAAUACAUCAACUUCCAAAAGAAGAGUCCUGAAUGUAAUGGAUGAAUGUGGAAAGUUAGUCUGAGAUGAUAUAAAAUUAAGAAAUUAUGAAACUAUAAAACUAUUUCUUCUUUCCUAUAAUAAUCCAUUAUUCAACAUUCUUAAUAAGUAUUAUAUUGGCACUUUAAAUUGAUUGAGCUCUAACCGGAAAUAGAGAAACCAGAAAAAUAAAA